GCAGAGUUUGGGAAAACUCUCUGCGAGAGUCAGCUGAGCAGAUAAUUGAAAGGUUUCUAGACCGACUAGCUGAAACUAGUUGGAAGAACACAAAGGAUAAGGAGAUAAGGAGGCAGCAGAACCCACAGCUCCUGCAAGCUCACCUCUCAAUACCCCUGCACUGCGUCCAAAGACAUCCGGGGGAUACGGAGACACUGGAGAUCUAACCAGAAAAACUCAAGAAAAAAGAGACAGGAUGGAAUUACGGGCUUUUUAUGUCAUUAUGUUGGUUGCGUUCCUUGCUGUGAGUUCCCAGGCUGCAAAAAACAAGAAAGACAAGGGUAAGAAGGGAUCUGACUGCGCGGAGUGGAAGUGGGGAAGCUGCGUCCCCAACAACAAAGACUGCGGUUUAGGGACCCGGGAGGGGACAUGCAAAGAGGAGACUCGCAAGCUCAAGUGCAAGAUUCCCUGCAACUGGAAGAAAGCGUUUGGAGCCGACUGUAAGUACAAGUUCGAGAGCUGGGGGAAUUGUAACGGCGAUACUGGACUGAAGAUCCGCACCGGCACCCUGAAGAAGGCUUUGUAUGACGCAGAGUGCCAGCAGACCGUGGAGGCCACCAAGCCAUGCUCUCCAAAAAUCAAGUCUAAAUCCAAAGGAAAGAAAGGUAAAGGAAAGGAGUAGAGGGAUCUGCUGACGCCCGUUAGACGAGGCCAUGGGAGCCGCGCUCAGCACCCCGGGGAAUGAUGGAUUGACCGUGUUCUCUUUCCGACCUGUCAAACA
This is a messenger RNA of Spea bombifrons (plains spadefoot toad), 760 nucleotides long. RefSeq names its product midkine (gene MDK). Gene Ontology annotation, molecular function: growth factor activity. The transcript has 5 exons. Lineage: Eukaryota; Metazoa; Chordata; Amphibia; Anura; Pelobatidae. The coding region runs from base 236 to 661 and encodes 141 amino acids. The record is from RefSeq and is a predicted model, not a curated record.